CUCAGAGCAGUAUAUGACUGUGUUCGAAAUUACGAACUAUAACUAUGGUCAAACUGCUUCUCGCAUGAAAAAUAAUCAUAGCUAUUUCAUGUAUACUUAACCUCACGAUGUGACUUUGCUUCACAAACUUACACCUUACGAUAACUAAACCUGUUUGAACAUUGAAUAUCAGAACUCAUUCUGUUGGAGAUAAAUCUUAAUACAGACACAUGGGAUUAUUAUUUGUAUACCGGCGUCCUAGAUAAUUUCAUAUCUCGUUCAAAACCGAAAGAAGAAGUUAAUAAACAGUUUAAAAAUGGCGACAGGGGAGUGUGAAUUAACCUCGGAUGAAAUGUUUGUUUUUGAAUGCACGCUCUGUGUUAAAAGAAAAAAGAAUGGAGACGCUGUGAAAUACUGUGCAGAAUGUCAAGGUUACUGUUGUCGAUCUUGUGUUGAAAUGCAUAAAGAUAUCCAUGCCUUGAUAAAUCAUAAUAUGUUGAAAAAAUCAAGUUUGAAGUCAACGGUUUUAAGGACCGAAUUAUCAACUGUACUGAGGAAAAGAUGCAGCGUUCACGAAACGGAGGUUCUAGAAAUGUACUGUCAGAACCAUGACGAGUUUGGUUGUUCAACCUGUAUGGCGUUAAAUCAUAAGAAAUGCGAAGAACUGAAAUCAGUAUCGAAUAUUGUUGACGCUAUAUACAAAAAGUCACCCAUUAAGGAAACGUUACUCACUUUAGAAAACAAGAAGACAUGGAUGAAUACAGUAAAGAAGAAUAAAGAAAACCUUCUGCAAAAGCUUAAAAAAUCGAAAGAAGAGGCGAUUGAUACAAUAAAAAAAAUCCGUCAGGAAGUAGAAUGUCUCCCAAACGAAAUGGAAAAGGAAUCGAUAAAGGAUGUGGAAAUGGAAUUAAGCAAAAUAAAAUCCUACCUGCAGCAUGAUAUCCAUAUGGCUGAAAAGGAAGUAUCUGCUUUACAGAGUGCUAAAGAUGGCUUACAGAGAGCAACAGGUAACGAAGCUGAAGAACGUUUUUGGAUGAGGAUUGCCCAAAUGCAGCUUAAUAUUACAGAAUCAGUCAUUCAGUCUUUACAUACCCAAACAGAUAUGAAGAUGUUAUUUUCCCCAGACCAAGAAAUUAUCAAUUUUCUUCAACAAAUGAUUGAGUCAUUUGGCAUUGUCCAAUGUUAUAGUCUGGGGACGUCUAAUUCAAGAAAAACCCUGUAUGCAGUCAAAGCUACCAGAGAAGUUAAUAUCAGGACGCAAAAUGAUACCAAUACUUGCUGUGUACUUGGUUCAUGCUUUACACAAGAUGGCAUGCUGUUGCUAGCUGAUUAUAAUAACAAAACAUUAAAACUUGUCGAUUUGGUACAAAUGGUUGUAGUAGAUCGGUGUAACCUUGGCAGUAAGCCUUGCGAUGUGUGUUGUGUAACAAAACGGGAAGCUGUCGUCGGUUUGACAAAUAACACAGUUCAGUUUGUCUCCCUCGGUAACCAGAUGGAAUUAUCACGACUAAUUAAAGUAGACCAUAUUUGCUAUGGUAUUGCUUACCAUGAUGACAGACUGUAUAUUACUGACGGUGGAAAGUCGCUGUAUAUACACGACAUGACAGGUAAUGUGUUGCAGACGGUAACGAAAGACAACUCUGGUAAUGAUCUAUUCAAGUGGAGCACACAUGUCGCUUUCAGUGAUACUGGAGAUAAACUAUUUGUAACUAAUGGUGACGAUGGUGUAGUAGCUAUUGAUGCUAAUGGAACAUACAUCAAUACAUUCAAGGAUGAAAACCUAGCCGGUGCCUUUGGCGUGUGCGCGGAUAAUUGCGGGAAUAUCUUUGUCACUGGAUAUAAUUCGCACAAUGUAGUUCAAAUGUCGCAAGAUGGAAAAGAACGAUUUGGCGAGGUCGUAAAAAAGACAGAUAGAAUAAGUCUUGCAUAUUCUAUCACAGUGAAUACAGGGGACGGUACAUUAAUUAUUACCCAACAGGACAAUGAUAAAAUAAAGGUGUUUGAUAUACAAUAACUAGCUACGCCUUUAUCUUUAUGCUGAGCUAAAGCUUUGCAUUUAUUUUUAAGAUUAGAAAAACAGAAGGUCAACAGAUUGUCACGAUAUGAUACAGCUAACAAAUUUCGGUGGUUGUGAUAAGCAUCACAAAUGUCAAAAAGCUGAACAAAUCCAAGAUAAAGAUUACAGAUAUAUUGGAACAACGAACACAUUUUUAAACAAUAUGAAAGACUUCUUGAACAGACAAGAAGCAAAGAUGAUAAAUAAAGGAAUUGCAAACGACCCGUACUUGUCUUGGAAGAAAAGCUUAAACGGGCUUGAAGGACACAAGACGAAUUAAAGACCGACUUAACAAGUCUUGGAAUGCAGUAUUUUAUAUUUUGUCACGUUUUUGAAAUUAUUUUCAGUUUUUGAAAUUUUCAAGUUAAGUGCAACAAUUAUGUUGUCAGUAAUGUAUUGAAAUAUCAUUCCAAAUGAUACAUUCUAUCCACUUUUCAUCUGAAUACACAUAAUUGUUGUAUAAUAUUUAAAACAAGAGAAUCAUGUAGAAACUGAGUAUGUUUUAAUAGUAAUACUUGAUCUCUCUGAAGUAUAUUGCAUUUAACAUAUUGUAAGAAAAAUAUUCGAAAGAAAAUAUCCGAUUAAAUAAUCAAAGUUA
Messenger RNA from Mercenaria mercenaria, 2633 nucleotides. RefSeq lists its product as uncharacterized. Gene Ontology annotation, molecular function: ubiquitin-protein transferase activity. The record is from RefSeq and is a predicted model, not a curated record. The transcript has 2 exons. NCBI's taxonomy places the organism in Eukaryota, Metazoa, Mollusca, Bivalvia, Venerida, Veneridae. Gene Ontology annotation, cellular component: chromatin; nucleoplasm. The coding region runs from base 296 to 1993 and encodes 565 amino acids. Gene Ontology annotation, biological process: positive regulation of DNA-templated transcription.